AUGGCUUAUACUUUUGACUUAAUUAUUGUUCUUCCUUGUAGGAGUGAAAGAAAGCUCAUUGAAAAGAUUGUUGAAUGGGUGUGGAGGAAAGUGCAUCGCACAUUCAAAUUGUCAGAUUCCACAGAGUUAGUGGGAAUUAAGUUUACACGUGAGCAAAGGGAUUUGCUUUUAGAUCCUACAGAUGAUGUUCGUUUUAUGGAUAUGGGUGGAAUGGGCAAGACAACCAUAGGCAAAACAACCAUUGCAAAGCGAGUUCAUGACAGAAUAUGUAUUCAUUUUGAAGUUAGUUGCUUUCUUGCUAAUGUUAGAGAGGCUUCUGAAGGUAAUCGUCUUGUUGAUCUGCAAAGACAGCUUCUUUUCAUUAAGAAUUGCUUAUGUAAUAAAAAGAUUCUUCUCAUUCUUGAUGAUGUGAAUGAAUCAAGCCAACUAGAGAAAUUUGCUAAGGAAAAGGAUUGGUUUGGUAAGGGGAAGAUAAUCAUGAUUACAACUAGAGAUGAACGAUUGGUAAAAAAGCAUGAUAUGAGGAUAUCAUAUAAGGUAAAGGGAUUAGGUGAUGAUGUUCGCUUUGUAGGGAUAUGGGGAAUGGGCGGCUUUGAUAGGACAACCAAUUUCAUUUUCCCAUUCUCUUACUCUGUAUUUGAUCUUUACACUCUUGCACUACAUACAAUCCGGAAGAAACAAGCAGAUCUGUUCUUUCCUCCAGAUUUUGCUGAUGAUUUCCCAGUUGCCAUGCAGAUGUCUCACAAGUACAGCUUGAUUUAUGUAAUUACAAAGCUUGGGCUACUGUUUGUGUAUGAUUUAGAGACGGCUAGUGCAGUUUACAGAAAUAGAAUUAGUCCGGAUCCAAUCUUCUCGGAUCCAAUCUUCUUGACAACAGAGGCUUCAUCAGUUGGAGGGUUUUACGCGGUUAAUAGGCGGGGCCAGGUGUUGUUGGCUACAAUUAAUGAACAAACUAUUGUGCCUUUUGUCAGUGGUCAGUUAAACAAUUUGGAGCUUGCUGUCAAUAUGGCUUAUACUUGUGACUUAAUCAUUGUUCUUCCUUGUAGGAGUGAAAGAAAGCUCAUUGAAAAGAUUGUUGAAUGGGUGUGGAGGAAAGUGCAUCGCACAUUCAAAUUGUUAGAUUCCACAGAGUUAGUGGGAAUUAAGUUUACACGUGAGCAAAUGUGUAAUGACCCGGUCCUAAAUAAAUUGGUGAAUAUUAAUUUAUUCAGAUAA
Prunus armeniaca (apricot) is the source of this 1215-nucleotide messenger RNA. The record is from the annotation of a GenBank genome assembly. Lineage: Eukaryota; Viridiplantae; Streptophyta; Magnoliopsida; Rosales; Rosaceae.